This is a messenger RNA of Conger conger (European conger), 2998 nucleotides long. It is a transcript of the gene mcoln2, whose product is annotated as mucolipin TRP cation channel 2. Bases 80 to 1762 code for a protein of 560 amino acids. Gene Ontology annotation, cellular component: membrane. Gene Ontology annotation, molecular function: NAADP-sensitive calcium-release channel activity. The record is from RefSeq and is a predicted model, not a curated record. NCBI's taxonomy places the organism in Eukaryota, Metazoa, Chordata, Actinopteri, Anguilliformes, Congridae. The transcript has 14 exons.
CGUGACUGCCGGGUUGAAACUCCACAGUUCCACUAAUUUAUCUAAUCUAACCUAACGCACAAAUAUCAUUCAAAGGAUUAUGGUCAAUGAUAUGAAUUUCUUUGUGAAAUAUAGGACUAACGAAGGAACUGAUGCAGCACGCUCUACAAUUAUCCACGAUAUGGCGAAUGAAGAAGAUAUUCUGAAAGAUGAUCUGAAAUAUUACUUCAUGAACCCAUGUGACAAAUACAGAGCACGCCGACAGAUUCCAUGGAAACUCGGGGUGCAAAUAUUGAAAAUCAUCAUGAUCACUACACAGCUUGUCCUUUUUGGGCUGAACAAUCAGCUUGUGGUUUCCUACAAGGAGGAGAAUGCAAUGGCCUUCAAGAGCCUGUUUUUGAAGGAUUACAGUGGAGUUGAUGAGGAUGACUACAGUGUGGCAGUGUAUUCACAGCAGGAUUUUUAUGACAGCCUGUUUUUUGUAUUUGAUCAGUACAGCCAGUUAAAUAACCUCUCCGUGGGCCCUGUGAGCUAUGGCGAGGAUGACAGUAAGCUGGUGCCCCUAGUCAUCUGUAAAGAACACUAUAAGAGAGGCACUGUGGAGCCAUCCGAUGAGUCUUAUGAUAUUGAUGCCCAGAUAGAAACAGUUUGCUUGUCACUUGAUCCUACAAGUCUCGACAGCUGGAAAACAAACAAUGAAUCAUUUUUUGUCCUUGAUUUUUACAGGCUUAUAGAUGUUAAGAUCUCCUUCCAGCUUAAAGGAAUCAACCUACAAACAGUUCGCUCCCGUGAGUUGCCAGACUGUUACACAUUCUUUGUGACGAUUACUUUUGAUAACCAUUCUCAUAGUGGAAAAAUUAAAAUCUUUUUUGACAUUGAUGCAAUAAGCAGUGCUUGCAAAAACUGGAAGAUAUCAGGAACUGCUCGGAAGAACAGCCAUUACCUUCUGGUGUUUGACGGCUUCGUUAUUUUGGUGUGUCUGACCUCUGCAGUACUUUGCACCCGAUCAAUUGUGCUGGCAAUGAAAUUACUUAAGAGAUUUUCCACAUUCUUUCAUGUGAACUACAAACGUAAAGUGUGCAAAGCUGACCAAAAGCAUUUUUUCAAUGGGUGGUACAUCUUGGUCAUCAUCAGUGACAUAAUGGCAAUAGUGGGGUCUAUACUGAAGAUGGAAAUACAGUCUAAGAGUAUGACCAGCUAUGACGUCUGCAGCAUCUUCCUGGGGACCUCAACCCUAAUGGUGUGGGUGGGAGUAAUCCGAUACCUUGGAUAUUUUCAGAAGUACAAUGUGCUCAUUCUUACCAUGAAGGCAGCAUUCCCUAAGGUCCUGCGCUUCUGCUGCUGUGCAGGGAUGAUCUACCUGGGCUACACCUUCUGUGGAUGGAUCGUCCUUGGGCCUUACCAUGAAAAGUUUGAAGGCCUAAGCCGGGUGGCGGAGUGCCUGUUCUCUCUCGUGAACGGGGACGAUAUGUUCACGACCUUCGCUCAGUUCCAGGAAAAGAGCAUGCUGGUGUGGCUCUUCAGCAGAGUCUACCUGUACUCUUUCAUUUCGCUGUUCAUUUACAUGGUGCUCAGCCUCUUCAUUGCACUCAUCACUGAUGCCUACGAGACCAUCAAGAAUUACCAGAAGACUGGCUUUCCAAUGACAGAUCUCCAGAAGUUUCUUAAAGAUCAUAGGGACUUCUCCUGUUCUGAGGACAUUGGGGAAAUGGAAAUGGACUGCCUGUCGUUCAGCUGCUGCAGAAGGCCUCCAAAAGAUGAUGACAUCUUACUUAUUAGUUGAAGGCAACGGACAACAACAACAAAAAACAGUAAAGACUACUGGACGAAGUGAAGACUUGGCAAGGGACUACAGCAUAUACACUCAGUGACCACUUUAUUAGGUAUUUAUUCAAAUUAUUUUUAGACUUACUAGUCAUCCACUUCAAGGGUUACGUGUUGUGUGUUCAGAGAUGCUCUUCUGCUUACCUCUGUUGUAAUGUAUGGUUAUUUGAGUACUGUCGCCUUCCUGUCAGCUUGAACCAGUCUGGCCCUUCUUCACUGACCCCACUCAUUAACAAUGCGUUUGAUCACUGGAUGUUUUUUGUUUUUCGCACCAUUAUCUCCAAAGUUUAGAGACUGUUUUGUGUGAAAAUCGCAGGAGAUCAGCAGUUUCUGAGAUACUCAAACUACUUCAUCUGGCACCAACAAUCAUUCCACGGUCAAAGUCUCUUAGAUCCUAUUCAAAGAGGAUCUGAAUUUCUUCCCCAUUCUGAUGUUUGGUCUGAACAACAAAUUAACCUCUUGACCAUGUCUGCAUGCUUUUAUGCAUGCAAUUGCUGCCAAAUGAUUGAUUGAUGAGAUAUUUACAGUAACAAGCUGGUGUACAGGUCUACAUGGUAAAAUGGUCACUGAAUGUAUAGCACUGCCUGAAAUAACAUGCUAUAUUGUAUAAGAAACACAUUCAAGAUAAUAGCAAUAACUGUUCCACAGGGAGCAUGUAAAAGCUCUUAGUGACAAUGUUCUGUUUAAUGAUGUAUUCCACAUUAUGAAACUAAUGUCUAGGGAAAAUAUAUAUCUGCUCAGCAUUAGCCAUUUAUAAGUAAUAAUAAUAAUAAGUAGCCAUUUAUUGUGUAAUGAAAAAUAAUUUGUAAAAAUGUAUAUAAUAAAGUACUUGGGGAUGGAGAGGCACUCCAUUGUUUACAGUAACUUGUCUGCUUGCUAAACAAAGGCUUGGUUACUUUGUGUUUACACUGAUGCCUCAAUUAUGGGAAUGCAGCAAGGCGCUAACGGAGGGUAAUCAUAGAAAUAGGAAGGUAGUCGCACACUAUUAUGCUCUCCAUAUUAGUAUGCGACUACCUUCCUCUUUUUAUGAUUACCCUCCGAGUAAUCAUAAAGAGUUUUUAGAAAGUGUAUAGUCUCCCCAAAAUACCUGUAUUUUUGCAUCACAUCCAUAGUUAUUUGUCACAUUUUCUGGCCCCUCCCCUCAGCGAAGUGGAUGCUAUGAUAAUAUGCAUUAAAACAUUUCAUCAUAUUAGAA